GCGCCUCCUACCUUCACGAAAUAUGAUGUCCAGGGUGGUUCAUGGCAUUGUUUCAAAUAUGCGGUCAAUACUUCCGAGGCUCGAGGCUUCAGUAAAAGGCGGCCUCCUGGCGGUUAGAAGUACUAGCAAGAGCACCGAUCUGACGGAGCACUUUACGCUGGACGACAAGGUGGCCAACGAGGAGCUCCUGCAGUAUGAAGAGGGCUCAAAGGAGCGUUUGGAACUUGAGACCGCCCUGCUGGGAGUCCUCAAUAAAGUGGAACACGUUCCGAUCGUUAUUAACGGUCAGGAGUUUCAGGCCAACGAGGAACUGCAGCAGGUGCUGCCCUACGAUAUCCAGAAGCCCAUAGCCCACUACGGCCACGCCCACCGCGUUCUCAUCCAAAUGGCCAUCGAUAAGAGCCUGGAGGCUCAGGUGCAGUGGGACAAGACGAGACUCAGCGAAAGGAUUGAUAUUUGGGAAAGGGCCGCCGAUCUGAUAGCCGGAAGAUACCGCUACAACAUCAUUGCGGCCACGAUGUUGGGCCAGGGAAAAACGCUGCGCCAGGCUGAGAUGGAUGUGGCCGAAUUGGUGGACUUUAUGCGAAUUAACCCGGUAUUCCUGCGCGAAUUGGCCAACUAUGAACCUGUCAACGAUACCCUACGGGAGUGCAGGAAUUCCAUGAGGCUGAGAGGACUGUCGGGAUUUGUGGCCGCCAUCAGUCCGUUCAACUUCACGGGUAUCGCCGGCAAUCUGGCCUACACGCCCGCCCUGAUGGGCAACUCGGUGCUCUGGAAGCCCUCCGAUUCGGCCAUUCUCUCCAACUAUUUCGUCUUCAAGGCCAUGAGGGAGGCGGGCGUGCCCAAGGGGGUGGUGAACUUUGUGCCCGCCGAGGAGACGACCUUCGCCGCCGCAGUGACGCAGCAUCCGAAGUUGGCUGGGAUUAAUUUCACUGGCACCUCGACGGUUCUGAAAGUGCUCUGGCAACUGGUGGCCCAGAAUAUCCAUUACUACGAGAACUAUCCCCGUUUGGUGGGCGAGGGUGGUGGCAAGAACUUCCACUUCGUUCAUCCCUCGGCGGAACCCGAGACGGCGGUGGCCUGCACCAUUCGAGCGGCCUUCGAGUACUCCGGCCAGAAGUGCUCCUCCUGCUCGAUGCUGUAUGUCCCGCAAUCGCUGUGGGAGAACCACAUUCGGGAGCCCCUCCUGAGGGUCACCGGUUCCCUGGUCACCGGACAAGCCACCUACUGCGACACUUUCUGCUCGGCGGUUAUCAAUCGACGGGCGUAUGAUCGCAUCUACAUGUGGCUAAGAUAUAUCGCCCAGAGUCCCAGUUGUCGGGUCUUGAUCGGCGGAAACUGUGACAAGCGAGUCGGUUACUACGUGGAUCCCACGGUUGUGCAGGUCAGAGAUCUGGAUAAUAUUAUAUGUCGUGAGGAGCUGUUGGCGCCCAUUCUCGGUGUCUACGUUUAUCCGGAUGCGGAGCUCCAGAAGACCAUGGCCAAGGUGGUCGAGAUAAAUCAUGGACUAAUAGGAUCGGUGUUCGCCAGGGAUCAGAGAUUCAUUGAGGAGGCCUACGAGGCCUUCAGAUUCAAUGUGGGCAGCCUCAAUGUGAAUGACAAGUCCACGGGUUCGAUGGUGGGAAAGCAGCCUUUCGGAGCGGGUCACAUGACAGGUACCAGCGAUAAGUUGGGCUCCCCUCACUCCCUGCUGCGUUGGACCUCGCCGCAGGUGAUAAAGGAAUCCUACAAGCCACAUAUGAACAUCUAUUAUCCGUAUAUGGAAGUCAGCGAGGUAAGGCAAGGUGUCGUUCACAUGAAGAACGAGCAAAACGAGGUGAUUUCCGAGGAUAGAAGCUCCUUUGAGGAUCCCGAUAAAGAGGACAAUCGUCUGAUAUAACAUUCAUUAACAGCCAUUCAUAAUCAAAUUUCUGUGCAAUAAAUAAAA
Drosophila takahashii is the source of this 1927-nucleotide messenger RNA. RefSeq names its product delta-1-Pyrroline-5-carboxylate dehydrogenase 2 (gene P5CDh2). Gene Ontology annotation, cellular component: mitochondrial matrix. Lineage: Eukaryota; Metazoa; Arthropoda; Insecta; Diptera; Drosophilidae. The record is from RefSeq and is a predicted model, not a curated record. Gene Ontology annotation, molecular function: L-glutamate gamma-semialdehyde dehydrogenase (NAD+) activity.